Molecule: messenger RNA, 3037 nt
Organism: Amoebophrya sp. A25
Lineage: Eukaryota; Dinophyceae; Syndiniales; Amoebophryaceae
Source: the annotation of a GenBank genome assembly
CCUAUGUAUAGUCCGAAAAUUUCAUCAUCAUUAACUUAGUGCACUCCAAAAUUUAAAUUUCCAGUCGGCUCUUGCAUACUUUUUACAUGGUUGGUUUCAGCAUUUGUUUCCAAAGAUCUGCUUGCAAAGAGUCCUUUUUGAGGACCAUAACACAUAUACGAGAGGCAGAAGAAGAAGGCGAUGUGCAUGAACAAGCAUUUCUGACAACUAGCUUUUGGGGGCGCUGAAUCUUUCAGAAACGAGUCCGGCAAACACACCGAGCAGACAGAAGCUGAAAUUAGUUGGUUCUUGGCGCAGCUACCGCCGUUGAGCACAAGACUCUGCGUUGAAGAUUGCGCACGAGGGGCAAAAAUAUUCCAACGAUUUUCAGAGGUUUAUCUUGUGCACGUCGUGCAGGCCUGUCCUGGCCAGCGUGCCCUACAUCGAUUUAGUGUGCCUGCCGAAUAUCAUUGCAGUGCCCUACUGGAAGCAGUCAGGAAAUUAUGGGACGCGUUGCAAUUCAGAUGAGCUAUGCGAUAACGGCGUUAUCCGUGCUGUUUGCUGGUGUAUCCCUGUUGUUGCCCUGGGGUGCCCAGAAAGUUGGCAGCAUUGCUGGGGGUACGCAAACAUUUAUGUGAUAGUAUUGCUUGUUUGCAACAUUGAUGAAUUCAACUUGUUUGGAAAUUUUCUUCGUCUUCCAUUUCUAUCUUUUAUUGAGAUUAACAACUACAACCAUGACUUCUGCCACUUGUUGUUCAACAAUGACAGGUGUGGAGAGUGCGACCUUUUACUUGGGAGCGAUUUACGUCCAGAGCACUUUCUCUUUUGCCAAGUCCUCCCGCGAGUAUCUUGCAGCUAUCGGAUAUACGGCAGUAAAGUGCCCAGAAUCGGUCGCUACUACAUAUAAGACAGACGAGGGCCACGAGUACGAAUUCACAAGCUGUUACAAGGUAAAGCUGCUUGAUAAGUAACAAGUAAGUGGCAUUGAUCAAUAACAAGUAAAGCUGAUUGAUAAGUAACAAGUAAAUGGCAUUGAUAAGUAACAAGUAAAGCUGAUUGAUAAGAUUUACUGAAUGCUAAACUCUCAGUCUCACGCUUUUUUGCAACAGAUUUGAAUUCUUGCUAGAACAUGUUGUUCUAAACAAGAUACGGUUUAUUUACCUCGGGCCCGCUGCAUCAAGAAUGGCGAAAACUCUUCAUUCAGAUUCCAACUUGGAAAGCUAACCUGCACGCUAGCGCAACGAGGCAAUUAGCCGCCGUCGAUGUUACAGGGGGCUUGAUUGGAGGCAUCAUCUCGGGUGAGCUUCACAUGGCUGCGGUGAUGUAUGGUGGGGUCUUGACGGCUCUCCUCGUGCUCGGUGGCGCCUCGAUACAAGUGCUCAUGUGCAUGUUUCUCUCGUACUAUGCGAAUUACCGGGCGUCCUCAAGAACACGAAAAAUUGCAGAUCUAAUGGCCGUACUAUUCUUCUUGACCACGAUUAUUCCCCACUUAGCUUUUGAUGUUCGUCUGUGAGACCUGUUGGUUCCUCUUAGGAGUACUCGAAAUAUUUCUUGCAGGAUCGUGUAUCCUGAUGUCAUCUAUUGGAUGAUUAUCAAAUAAUGAAAAAAUGGUCAAGAAGAUUGACAUCAGCGUCGUGACAAUAAUCGUUCUCCUUCCACCAAUCUUCAACAGAAAGGGUCGCUGUGCAUGUUUGCUGGCGCAGUUUUAGUGUACUUCGUGGCGCUGCAGAUGAUGAGUGUGAAGAGGAGCAUCUUCAUGGCCGAGUCGAACGCGGUACCGAUCUAUUUUUCACAUGUUCGAUUUACACGACGUAUCGGUAUCCGUCGUUGCUUAGGGAAAUAGCAUUUGGCUGCGAAGGACUGCACUCAUUAUUACUGACCUAUUCGACUUGAUUCCCUGUAUUUUUCACGAAUUAAACCUUAGUUUGGCGUAAAUUAUAUUGAAACCCAAAGAAUUACGCGGCGAAUAAAUCCAAUCAAACUACUCCUGAUCAACACUCUUCUUCACUGCGAUGAUCCUUUCAUACACUUCCACAGAUUCCCGUCUAUGGGUUUCUGGGUGGCAUCAUAUGCACCGGCAUGUCCUUUGGCUUGGUACUAGCUGCUCGCUACUGGAAGAGUAGCACCUCCGAAUUUCUCGUUGCGAAGGACCGCAUGCGAAAAGAGCGUGACCUAAUGAUGGAUACCGAGAGUGAAUACGACGAUUGGUAAUCGACGAGCCCUUUAUUGUUAUUCUCCAUCUAUACGCGUCUGUGUAGUUGCAGAAGGAAUAAUAUCACAGUCGGAUGUAUUGAGGAGAAUAAUGUAAGGGAGUAAGACUACGAUUGCAGGAAUUCACAAACGGCAUAGAAACCGUUAGAAGAAGAAAUACAUUUUUCAUGAAGUCGAUUAAGAGCUUCACAUAUUGCACAUGAUCAUGCAUUUCAUGCAUAGCAACGACGGUGGAGGAAGAACACGACGAUCCAAGAUUCUUAAGCAUACACCGCUAGGACGAAAAGACAGGCAUGAUGGCGUUUCGCCGACGCCGACUAGAGCGUUUGUACAGAAGCAAUCACGUACUUAGUCGAACAGAACGAAUAUUCGUAGUUGUAGUCCCACUUACCACGGUCUGAGCGUGGCAUCAAUAAGCUAGUAACCCUAGUUCAAACCAAAGACUAUAGUAGCCCUAUUUGACAUAAUCCGGAUUUUGACACACACGAAUUUUCACAGUUUAACGCAAUCCCACAUGCAUUAGUAACUCACUCCAAUUGUUCCACAAUCCUGCACCGUAUUUCUCAUACAUUACAGAGCUUUUAAUAUAGUUGUUGCCGCAUCACAUCAAAGUUAUCUUUUGACAUAUUUCCUUAGCCGACCUACAGCAAUAAAGAUAAACAAAGCAUAUCCCACGCUCGAAUAUUCAUGAUGAGACUCCCAACAUUCACCUAUCCCAGUGGCUCUCUUCGUUGCAGAAACAAAUGAAAUGACACCCACCUUCCUCCCUCUCCCUCUUCCCUUUACCACCCUCCAGGUCAUUGAAGAGCCUUCAGUUAUAAUUCUGCCGCGUCCUCCACGAAGAAGG